This is a messenger RNA of Microthlaspi erraticum, 1356 nucleotides long. NCBI's taxonomy places the organism in Eukaryota, Viridiplantae, Streptophyta, Magnoliopsida, Brassicales, Brassicaceae. The record is from the annotation of a GenBank genome assembly.
AUGGCGAAUCUGAGAUCAGACGCAUCGAAGACAACAUGGGGAGUGAAGGUAGAAGACGGUGGCCAGAAGCUCACUGAUGGUUGGAAAGAGUUCGCUCUUGCCCACGAUCUUCGUGUCGGUGACAUUCUCAUUUUCAGACAAGAGAAAGACAUGGCCUUCCACGUGACACUCUUGGGACCCAGUUGCUGUGAGAUUCAAUAUGAGUCGUGUUUAGAUGACAAGAACAAACUUGGGAAGAUUCCAAAGAAGAAGAAAGUGAAGAAGAAUCCAAGAAAAGAAGCAAAGUCUUGUCUACUAGAUCCCUCUUGUUUUGUGGCUAAUGUCACACCUUCGAGCCUCCGACAUGAUACACUGAAUCUUCCAAGGAGUUUUGUGAGAGCAAAUGGUCUAGACACAAGAUGUGGAGAGAUUGUUGUGAUGAAUGAAAAGGGAAGAUCAUGGACGUUAGCCUUGAAACAAAAGAACUCAUGUCAAGCUACUUAUAUCAGAGGCGGGUGGAGAAGUUUCUUUCUUGCCAAUGGACUUAGUGCUGGAGAUUCCUUCACUUUCAAACUGAUCCAAGGAGGACCAUCUCUGGUUCUACGUUUGUCCACCAAAGAAGAGACUCUUUCUACAGAAUCAGACAGCGAUGAAGAGAACAAGCACGAUGAGAAACGCUUCAAGAAGCGUAGAUUGACAUGGAGAGCUUCAUCGUCACCAUCACAAAACCGAUUUGUGACAUUAACUCUUACCCCUUCCAGUCUCAAAAAUAGUACACUGUUUCUUCCGGCACGCUUCACGAGGAUGCAUGACAUCAGUGAGGAAACUAAAAUGAGUCUGCUGGAUAAACACGGUGUGAAGUGGUCUACAAAUCUCCGGUGUGAGAAGAGAGGUGAUAGAAUAAGAAUGGUAAGUGGUUGGAAAGACUUCUUCAAAGCUAAUUAUGUGAAGACAGGUGAAUCGGUUAUGUUGAAGCUGAUUUGGGAAGGAGAAACAAGGUGUGUCCUUAAGUUCUGCUCUAAGGUGAAGCAAGAGAGCUCAGAAGGUGAUGAAGUGGAAACUCUUUCCACAGAAUCUGAAACUGAUGAAGAGGGCAAUCUCGAAUCUUCCUAUGAGAUUUGCGAGAGCAAAUGGUAUACUCACAUGAUGUGGAGAGAUUGUUCUGAUGAACGAAGAAGAGUAAAAGCUGGAGAUUUCUUCACUUUCAAACUAAUCAAAAGAGGAGAAACUCUGGUUCUGCGCAAGUCUUUCUCUCCCACAGGAUCCGAAGAAGAAGAAGAAGAAGACUGCUCAUCUGAAGGUGAUACAAGGCAAGACGAAGAAACCAAGAAGAAGAAAUACCAGAAAAGCAAUAAGAAUGGCUUGAAAUCAUCCUGA